AUGGCCGCUGCAAUUAAGGCAAUCAAUGCGAAGAUCCGGUCUAACAAGGCCCUGGAUUACUUCUGCUCUACCCACUUCUGGGGCCCUGCCUCCAACUUUGGUAUCCCCAUUGCAGCGGUGAUGGAUACUCAGAAGGACCCUGAAAUUAUCUCCGGCCAAAUGACCGGUGCUCUCGUUAUCUACUCGGGAACCUUCAUGCGCUACGCCCUUGCCGUCUCUCCCAAGAACUACCUUCUGUUCGCCUGCCACGCCGUCAACUUCUCCGCUCAGCUUACCCAAGGAUACCGCUACCUGAACUACUGGAAGUACGUCACGGAAUGGCUCUUUCUUCCCACCCUCAUUGAGAAACACAAGGAUAAUGCUGACUUUCGCAUCAACAGCUGGGGAGGCCGUGAAGCUCAGCUCGCCGAGGCUGCCAAGCAGGGCAAGGAUGCCACCGAGGCUGGCGCUUAA
Messenger RNA from Aspergillus niger, 453 nucleotides. RefSeq lists its product as uncharacterized. The coding region runs from base 1 to 453 and encodes 150 amino acids. Gene Ontology annotation, biological process: pyruvate import into mitochondria. The record is from RefSeq and is a predicted model, not a curated record. NCBI's taxonomy places the organism in Eukaryota, Fungi, Ascomycota, Eurotiomycetes, Eurotiales, Aspergillaceae. The transcript has 3 exons. Gene Ontology annotation, cellular component: mitochondrial inner membrane.